CUGUCAUGUGAUUGAUAUUCAUUUCAUUGGGCGAGAAAACUUUCGUGAUCAUUUUUUUUAGUAUUCUCAGUUGGACGUGUAUUUAAUUUUCAGUCCAUCUUUCAGUAUUACUUUGUCAAAAUGGUUGAAGCAUAUGUACCUCCUCUGAUUAUUACAUGCAUUUGGGCAUUCAUUGGCAUUAUUUGCCCGUUCUUCGCCCGUGGCCCAAACAAAGGUGUAACUCAAUGCUGCCUUAUGCUAACUGCAUCCACCUGUUGGCUAUUUUGGUUAUGUUGCUACAUGACACAAAUGAACCCCCUGAUUGGGCCCACACUAUCCAUGAAUGAAAUCAUGAUCAUGGCCCGUGAAUGGGGAAAUGAAAUCAAAGACACAAUGGAUGUAACUGUGUAAUGCAAAUUUGUUUUGUUAUCUAAUUAUUGUUUUUUGUUUUUAAAGUGUAAAAUAUACAAAUAUUCUUUUCAAUUUGCAUACUUAAAUGCCCACACCUUGAACUAAUUAAAUGUGCCUUUAUAAAGGAAAUAUAUAUUUCACUUUGGGUUAUUUAAAAGUAAAA
Drosophila willistoni is the source of this 553-nucleotide messenger RNA. RefSeq names its product V-type proton ATPase subunit e (gene VhaM9.7-b). Gene Ontology annotation, cellular component: plasma membrane proton-transporting V-type ATPase complex; proton-transporting V-type ATPase, V0 domain. The coding region runs from base 121 to 390 and encodes 89 amino acids. Gene Ontology annotation, molecular function: proton-transporting ATPase activity, rotational mechanism. Gene Ontology annotation, biological process: proton transmembrane transport. The transcript has 3 exons. The record is from RefSeq and is a predicted model, not a curated record. NCBI's taxonomy places the organism in Eukaryota, Metazoa, Arthropoda, Insecta, Diptera, Drosophilidae.